CAGACCGAGCCUCGCGGCAGCGACAGCAACAGCAACAGGCGGCGGGCUCGGCGGGAGGCGGAGGCGGCGAAGGGGCGGGGAGAUCGAGGAGGAGCGAGCCGGCCCCGCGCCGCCGCCUGUUCCCCGCCGCAUGGACGAGCACCUCAGCCUCCUGCGCUCGCCGCCGCCGCCGCCCUCCGCCCGCCACCGCGCCCACCCGCCGCAGCACCCCGCGAGCGGCGACGGCGGCGGCGGCGGCGGCGCCCACACGCUGGUGAACCCCGGCUACGCAGAGCCCGCCGCGGGCCCCGAGCUGCCGCCGGACAUGACGGUGGUGCCCGGGGACCACCUGCUGGAGCCGGAGGCGACCGACGGCGGGGGUGACCCGCCUCAGGGCGGCUGCGGUGGCGGCGGCGGCUGCGACCGCUACGAGCCGCUGCCACCCGCGCUGCCCGCCGCCGGCGAGCAGGACUGCUGCGGGGAGCGCGUGGUCAUCAACAUCUCGGGGCUGCGCUUCGAGACGCAGCUCAAGACCCUCUGCCAGUUCCCGGAGACUCUGCUGGGCGACCCCAAGCGGCGCAUGAGGUACUUCGACCCGCUCCGCAAUGAGUACUUUUUCGACCGCAACCGGCCCAGCUUCGACGCCAUCCUCUACUACUAUCAGUCCGGGGGCCGAAUCCGCCGGCCGGUCAAUGUGCCCAUCGACAUCUUCUCCGAGGAGAUCCGCUUCUACCAGCUGGGCGAGGAGGCCAUGGAGAAGUUCCGCGAGGACGAGGGCUUCCUGCGGGAGGAGGAGCGGCCCCUGCCCCGCCGAGAUUUCCAGCGCCAGGUGUGGCUGCUCUUCGAGUACCCGGAGAGCUCCGGGCCGGCCCGGGGCAUCGCCAUCGUGUCCGUGCUCGUCAUCCUCAUCUCCAUCGUCAUCUUCUGCCUGGAGACGCUGCCCGAGUUCCGCGAUGAGAAGUACUACACCGCCUCGCCGUCGCAGGAGCUGUUCGAGACGGCCAGCAACAGCACGUCGGGGGCUCCCGCGGGAGCCUCCAGCUUCUCGGAUCCCUUCUUCGUGGUGGAGACUCUGUGCAUCAUCUGGUUCUCCUUUGAGCUGCUGGUGCGGUUCUUCGCUUGCCCCAGCAAAGCCACCUUCUCGCGAAAUAUCAUGAACCUGAUAGACAUUGUGGCCAUCAUCCCUUAUUUCAUCACUCUGGGCACCGAGCUGGCUGAGCGACAAGGCAAUGGACAGCAAGCCAUGUCCCUGGCCAUCCUGAGAGUCAUCCGCCUGGUGAGGGUCUUCCGCAUCUUCAAGCUCUCCCGCCACUCCAAGGGGCUGCAGAUCCUGGGGCAGACGCUGAAGGCUUCCAUGCGGGAGCUGGGGCUGCUCAUUUUUUUCCUUUUUAUUGGGGUCAUCCUUUUCUCCAGCGCGGUUUAUUUUGCGGAGGCAGACGACCCCACUUCAGGUUUUAGCAGUAUCCCUGAUGCCUUCUGGUGGGCUGUGGUAACCAUGACGACCGUAGGUUACGGUGACAUGCACCCAGUGACCAUAGGGGGCAAGAUUGUGGGGUCACUCUGUGCCAUCGCUGGUGUCUUGACCAUUGCUUUGCCAGUCCCUGUGAUUGUUUCCAACUUCAAUUACUUCUACCACCGGGAGACAGAAGGGGAAGAGCAAGCCCAGUACCUGCACGUGGGAAGUUGCCAGCACCUCUCCCCUUCAGCCGAGGAGCUCCGGAAAGCGAGGAGUAACUCGACUCUAAGUAAGUCGGAGUAUAUGGUGAUCGAAGAGGGGGAUAUGAACCAUAGCGCUUUCCCCCAGACCCCCUUCAAAACGGGCAAUUCCACGGCCACCUGCACCACGAACAAUAAUCCCAACUCCUGUGUCAACAUCAAAAAGAUAUUUACCGAUGUUUAAUAUAUGAAACAAGUGACAUGCUGUGCCCAGUAUUGUGUGGAACGUGCCCCCUUGGUCUGUGUAUGUCCUUGUUUUAUACAUUUCCAGACCAUUCAUCAAGGAAAGGACAUGAAGAAGUGGAAAGCACACUUCAUUCUCUCUCUCCCUACUGCUUCAUACUGAAACAGGUGUCUGUUUUGCAAGUGGGCUGCAUUCUCUCAGCUCUCCUUUUUUUCUCUCUCUCCCUCUCUUAAUAUUUCGAACAACAAACUUACUUUAAACUUGAUUUUUAGCACAUGCUCUGUAAAAAAAAAAAAAAAGACAAAAAAAGAAAACCAAACAAAAAAAACUACAUCCUGGAAGGAAAUGAAACUAAAGAACAGAGUAACUGUCUAACCUCAGAAUCCAAAGGCAGCUGUUUCUUUACUAAGUAAAGCAGGCACAUACUUAAAGGAUGCUUCGGUUUGAUGGACCCAUCAACAUUAUUGAAUAUUUAGUUCAAUUGCCAACACUGUGGAUAGGUGGAUGAAAAGUCUAUUUAGAACAAUGACUUGUAAACCCACCGUAAGUUUAUUUGUUUGCAACUGGAAUUUCUAUGUGGAAGCCCCCCUCCCGGAAUUUUAAGGAUCUCUACAACUUUGAACUAAGGGAAAUGCCCAAGAUGUCCCGAUCUGACUAAUUAGUUUAACUCUUUGGGGCUUGUUAAGCAUUUCGAAAGUAUUAGACUAAGAGAUUCCUAUGAAAUUCUGUAUUCAUUCUAGCUAACAUCUAUCAAAGUCUAGAAACAGAUGUUUUCAGUGCUGCUGAGAGAAACAAAAAAAUUUCCUAAUGCAUCUGAGAGAUAAGCUUCUGCAGUAUCACAAGAAGAUUAAAGUGGCAGACACUCCUUCCAGCAGAAGUUACUAAUUCGGACCUGACUGAUGCAGUUCCCAUAGCAACCCAUGUUUCCCGGGAAACCCGAAAAGGUUGUCAUGGCAUCUCUUGCUCUCUAGCCCCACCCCCUAGCCCCUGCUGUUUCCACAGUAACCUUUCCAGAUGGUUCCUACUUACAUGAUUUCACAAGGAAAACCACUGUUUGAAUAAACCGCACAAGUAAAGUCUGAGAAUCCAAAGUGGUGAAAUGAAUCACAAAAUGCAUAUUUUUACUACAGAAAAUCACUGAUGUCAUCCCAUAUUGACUGAAUUGAAAAGGAAAAUAUCGUCAUUGGAAUGUUAAAUAUACACUACAGUAGCCAUGAUUUGAAUGAAAUGCCAGUAAUUAGGCAAUCAUUUUAAAAGAUGCUUCUCUACUGUUUUCCCAAGAAGCCAACAAAUGAAGUUAAAAAGCAAAUGUCAAAGUGUUCUGCACAUAAGCAAGUGAAAGAUUCAGUCAAUAUACCUGAAACCUUACUACAAGGGACCUUCAGACUUCCUCUUUAAAAACAUUAUCCAGAUCCCACAACAACAGUGUCACCAUCACAGCCCUUGAAAAACUAAAUAUACUUGAAAAAUAUAAAGGAUGCACACUUUUAACUGAGGGAAUUGCAGACAAUCAAUAAGAAGGAGGAACAGGAAGUAACCAAACCUUGGGGAAGUACUUGCAAGUUUCAGCCAUGUGCCAGGGAUGGCCAGAAGACAGCAUCAGUAGUUACGAGUUCUUUCUACCUCUCAACUGUGAAUAGAAGUGAUAGCCCCUCCCACUAAGAAAUGCAGAGAAGCACAUGUGCCCCUGAGUCUGAAGACUUACAGAGACACUGUGAGAUAGAGAUACCUGAAGAGCCCUACGUAAAGAACUGUAGAGCUGCACUGACCAGUAGGAUGCUCUUUUUAAAUUGCUUAGAUCAAGAAUACAGUGUUGGUUAUAUUGCUGAUGGACAGUGAUCUGUCUGCCAGCACAUACUUUUGUUUCAGUUGACAUUAAAUAACAUGUCUCUAAGAAAUGCUUCAUAUACAAGAAACAGCUCUGAACCUGGAGGAUUCUCUUCAAAUUGUGUGCAAUAUAAAAGAUAUUGACCAAGAAAUAAAGAAGAACAUUAAAAAUAAUAAAGUAUCAUUUCAACCUUUUGACAUUUUGAUGAUAUUUAAUCAUCCAAAAACUAAUCACUACUGCUAAUAAAGAAAACCUAAAUGUUUGUUUCUAACAAGGCAACUUAUUACACUGUUUUCUUCUUUCAUUUAAUUACUGGACUACGUUUAAUCAUGAUGUAUAUUAAUGUUAUCUUCUCUGUUCUGAUUUAUGUGCAACUUUAUUUGUGAACGUGUGUUUUGUACCAAAGCCUCUCAUACAUAAAUUAGCCCGUUUAUAUGUAAAUAAGCGAAGUCUACACUGUGCCCAGAUGAAUGGUAUUAAAGACAGACUUGCCUAAAAGAAAUGUGCCUUGCUUGAUUAAACAUUCUUUUAUUUUUUGAUUCAAAAUGAUAGAUUUGCAAAUUAGUCUUGUAGGUAGGUUUUAGCAGAGCUUAACUUUAAAAAAUAUAGUAGUACUUAUUAUAUGUUUAAGUUGUCUAUCUUAACUAAAAUUUUAACAUUUAGUUAUACCUUUCAACAGUUCAUAUAUAAUAUACUAAUUUAAUUUAGUUUUCAUAUGAUGUUUGGUGUGGUGAGACAAAGCACAUUCUUAAAGAUAUAUACAAUAUUUCAUCUAAUGUUUUAAGAAUUUCUUUAAAAAUUGUAUCUGUAAAAGUUUUCUUGACUCAUUUUCUAUUUUUAUAUUCUUUUAGAAAUGGAACUUUUUUCAGUUAAAAAGAAAAGCAAAGUUUUAUUUGUAAAAGAGAUUUAGGAGAUCAUGAAAAUGGUUUCCCAUUUGGGGACAUUUCACUUCUGUGCCAUUAUUAAUGUAUUUACUGUGACAUUUCAGCAGAAUGGUAGCUAUUUGCAUAUUAUUUAAUAAGCCUUAUGGAAAGUUAAACUGUGAACAUUUAAUAUAAAGAAGACUUUUCAUUUCCAUAUUUCAUUUUCAAAAUAUACCUGAACAAAUGUGUAAAACUCCAACCUCCUGCUAUUUAAAUGCAUAACAAUGCUAAGUUAUAAUACGAGUACUUGUAUAAUUUCAAUUACUAUCAAAAUAUUGUUGUAGGAAAGCCAAAAUUAUAACACUUUUUGAUGUCCUGUAGAAGGAAAUGCAGGUGAUGAAUUUCACUGUUAACAUAUAAGAAUCAGUAACUGAAACAAUCUUAUACCUACUAGCAGCGAAACAGACAGGAGAUACAAUCCAGGUAACUUUCUUUGAGGCAACGUCUACAAUGGAUUUUGCACAAUCUGCUGGAAAUUUCUCUGGUCAAAACUUUGAGACCAGAUCACUCUAGGAAAAAAGGAAGUAAAAAAAAAUGACAGCUGUCUCAGAUUUGAGCUAUGUGAACCUCCAAUCUGGAUAAUUUGUGAUUAAAGUGAAAAUAUAGCCACCACAGUGUUUUUGCUCUGUGUUAGCCUGUGUAGUAGAGACACUGGCCCAGAGAAUAGUCCAUUUCCAGCCACCUUAAUACUCGUAACUGAUGAUCACAGCCUGGUCACAUCAGCUAUUGGGAUGAUUGAAACAAACCAAACAACUGUCCUAAUAGGAGGUCUUAGAACAUGCAGAUGUUUUAGUAAGGAUCAGUAGGUGUUACCAAAAUAGACACAAGAGCUACCUUUAUAAAAUACCAAUGACACAACCUUAAGCAUUAUAGUAUGUUUAAUAUCAUAUCCACAUUAUUAUUAUAGGCUACAGUUUCAAAUAAAGACAAAAUCUGGGGCUUCCCUGGUGGCGCAGUGGUUGAGAGUCCGCCUGCCGAUGCAGGGGACGAUGAGAGGCCCGCGUACCGCAAAAAAAAAAAAAAGACAAAAUCUGGACUUUGCAAUAAAACACAGUAUGGUACCAGAUGAAGAAACUGUCAUAUCAAGUAUGGUUCACCAAAUGCGUAGUAAAAAUAGUAUUAUUCUAGAUAUCAGGAAACCAGAAUUCUUACCUACUUUCUGCCUGUGGGACCCUAGAUAAGUCACUUACCACUGCUAGGCUUCAGUUUCCUAAUUGCAAAAUGAAUGUUCUGGGUUACUCUCCAAAGCCCUUUCCAGCCCUCAAAUUCUCAUUAUAUGCAUUUGAAAAGGCUUUGAAGCAUACUUAAGUACUCAGAUUUUUUAUGAAUUUCUGAAGGAAUGAAUAAAUUGAAAUAAGAUUUAAGUCUUGAAAGUGUCAUAAAUAUAUCAUUCUUCAAAUUGCUUGUGAGAGAGAAUAUGGGAUUUUUUUCUCCUCUGAGAAUUGUCACUGGUCUAUAAAUGGAAUCAUGAAAAAGUAGAAAAAAUCACUCUCCGGAAUGGAAACAGAUUAAUGUAUUACCUGAAAAGGAGGGGAGGUUAGUUUUUUUAAUUUAAUUUGAUGUUAAGGUGAUUUGAAAUCAUAUAUGAAAUGCUAAAACUAUAGCAGAGCUUUAUCAUACUCAACAUUAUAAUCCUGGGAGUAGGAGAAGGUAGGAAGAGGUUAGAGGGAUAGGAGUGUUUGCCUUAUGAUCUCUUGAUUAUUUCCGCAUAAGCCACAGUUUGGUAGAGCAGGUGCCUCUGUGCUUUCAUACUGGCUUUACCAAUAACUCUCAUGUGCCCUAGGAAAGUCCCUCUAACGUCACUGAGCCCCAGUUCCUUUUAGUAGUCUGUAUGCUUCUUUACAUCUUUGAAAAUUCUGUAUUGUUUUCAGAUGGUUGUAAUAUACAUGUUCAUGUCCAUGUCGCUCCCCUCCAGUCACUUAGAUGCCACAUCUCUACUCAUGUGACUGAACAGACUGCAAAUCCAAACAUUCAUGUUUCCAAUGUUUGCUAAUUGACUUCAGCAAGAUGUAAAACAUGGAAAUAUUUUUAUUUUGACCACGGUUUAAUUAUUAUGAUUUAUCAUUUCAUCUUUGAAUGUUGUUAAUUGUCUAAAUGAAACGUCUGCUCAAGUGAACCUUUUUUAAAAAUGUUGUAGUUGAAUAAACACUUAGCAAAUCAAAAUUAAGUAUAUUAUGUUUCCCAGUGAACUGUAGCUGAUUGUAAGGUGCAUUUUUGUCACAUUUAAAAGUUAAUACCUUUUUGCCCCAGAAACAAUGGCUAUGAAUUAAAAUAAUAUUCACAGAAUUUUGUAAAUUUUUGUGAAUACAAAAGAGGCUUGAUAGAGCCACAUUGUAAUUAAUUUUGCUCAGGAGUGAGAAACAAAAUUCAGGGAUAACCCAAACACUUCUGUUUGGCUUUAGUGGACAGUUGGGAAGACGAAAGGUUAUAGGUUUUGUACAACAUAGGUAAAAUGCCCAUAGGCAAUUAUACCCAUUGUAAAAGAAGAGUAUAUUCUGGUUGCUGGUUUAUGGUAGAAAGAGAUUAGUAUAGAAAGAUGCUAAAAUAUGGACACUAGAGAAAUUGUUAAAAUGAUAGUCCAUUUGAAUAAUACAGAAAUAUUUUGUCAUACUGAGAUUAUCUGUCCAGAAGUAUAGUCUUAUAUCCUUCCAUUCAGAAAAGGGGGCAGUUUUUAAAAACCUCUAUCAUAAUAGGAAAUGUAUGUUUUGACUAGUGGAGCAAUUCAUUAAAACAUUUAAUCUGGUAAUUUUGGUUAUGUGAAUCUGAAUUUUCACUUUAGGUGUAAUUAAGUCUCUUAAUGUAUUAGUGUUAGUGAUCUUUGUAAGAAGUAAUUUAGCUAUUUUUUUUACAGUUGAUGAAAUUUGCUAAAUGGUGAUUCUAGCAUAUUGUGUUAAUAGUGUAUCUUACAACAAUUUGUGAACUGACCAUAUGAAAACAAAACAUAGUAGUAUCUCUUCCGGUAAAUUGUUUCCAUGGUGUGAUCUCUUAAUACCAGGUUUGGGGUGGGGAGGUUAAGUAUUUAGUUUACGUAAAACUAACUGUCAAACUGUUUUUCCUAAAUGCCAUGAAAGUGUAUGAUUAUAAACAAAAUAGGAAUAUCCUAUUAAGGACACUGUAUAGACCAUUUUUGAAAUGAUAUAAUUUCUGUUAAAAAGUUUCUACACAUAUGAGGGAAAGCAAGCAGUGUGUGUAGUAUUUCUAUGUAAUAUGCUAAAUGUUUUAGAAUCCAUUUUUGAAAUCUUAUGCAGAUAGAAAGUAUGCACAUAUCAGAAAAACAAAUACAACUACAACACUUCAGUUUUUUCAGAGAUGUCUUGCAUUUGUUUAUUAUCUCAUACUUUUCAAAGAUCAUUAACAUAUCUUAUUUAAUCUUAAAAUAUCCUUAUGAAGUAAUAAUACUAUCUGAAGUUUAGAGAUUAAACAACCAAGAUUUAGAAAGAUUAUGACUUGUCCAAGAUCAUAUGGCAGCAAAUGACUUUAAAUCUCAUGUUCUUUACACUUUUCAUUCUCUGUCAAGUUAUUUUUUUUUCUACCACUGCCAUGAUCUUUAACUUUGACUAAAAUUUAAUUCUAAAUGAUACAUUGGGAAAUUUCAGGUCUAAGCUACAAGGCAUGGUUGCUGUUAUUGUCAGACCUUUUUAGAUACUUCCAAAAUAUAGUCCUCCCUCAGGUAGAGAGCCAAACAUUUUCCAUCUAAAACAUACUAAGUCCCCUCACUCUGACCAUAGGCAUUAAAUCAGUAUGAUGUCAAAAAUCUAGACUGACAGAUUAUCUUCUCCACUGGUCUCCUUUCUAAUUUCCUUUUAAAAAAGUCCAUCACAAUGACUGAUUUCUGAACAGUUGAAAGAAGCAAUAAUCAACCUAAGAAACCACAAACAUUCUCAUUCAAAGAAAACAUACUGUGAGACCCACCAUAUUAGCCAUUUUUCAGCCUAUUGUUUUUCAUCACAUGUAUUCUGUGAUUAGGGGAGGACAGGGAAUGGGGAGUGGGUAGAAAAACUGCCUUUAUUUUAAGAAAACUCAUUAUUUCCUGUAACUAUUCAAAAAGAAUUGGUAUCAAGUAUUAGAUAACAGGAUUAUUAACAUUUAGCCAUAGUUCAAAUAUGUGGUAAAGUUGAUGCACAUAUUUAAAAAUCCACUUAAGUAAUUUCCUGGAUAAAAUUAAAAUCUGAUGACCGCUCAGUUUGAAUAUGGAGAACAUUCAUGUGUUAAUCCAUGACAUAAUAUUACAUUUUAAUUCUUUUCUCAAACAACAGAGAGACACUGUAAUUGCUUUCCCUUGUGAAUCAAUAGUCUGUGAUACAUUCUGUACUUUUACUGACUAGCAACACAGUGUUACUGUAAACAAUUAAAUCGAACAUAAGCUAUAGGAUAUCAGAAUUUAAAAUUUUGUAUCCUUAAAUGUAGUUCUCUUCAUCAGAUAAGUCAAACAAGUAUUAUUUUGUAUGGAAUGAAAUAAUAAUCAUUCUUAAACAAUGACAUAAUAAAUAAUGGAACUCUGAAUAAAGUGUAAAAUCAAACCAUAUUUUGUAUUUUUCUAUAUUUGUCUUCCUUUGACAUUGAAUUAUGUUAAUUUAUCACAUAUUAAUGUAGAGUUAAAAUAAG
Orcinus orca (killer whale) is the source of this 9235-nucleotide messenger RNA. It is a transcript of the gene KCNA3, whose product is annotated as potassium voltage-gated channel subfamily A member 3. Gene Ontology annotation, biological process: protein homooligomerization; potassium ion transmembrane transport. The record is from RefSeq and is a predicted model, not a curated record. Gene Ontology annotation, molecular function: protein binding; delayed rectifier potassium channel activity. The coding region runs from base 131 to 1879 and encodes 582 amino acids. The transcript has 3 exons. Gene Ontology annotation, cellular component: axon; voltage-gated potassium channel complex; membrane. NCBI's taxonomy places the organism in Eukaryota, Metazoa, Chordata, Mammalia, Artiodactyla, Delphinidae.